Messenger RNA from Myotis myotis, 5247 nucleotides. It is a transcript of the gene KIF3A, whose product is annotated as kinesin family member 3A. The coding region runs from base 167 to 2347 and encodes 726 amino acids. NCBI's taxonomy places the organism in Eukaryota, Metazoa, Chordata, Mammalia, Chiroptera, Vespertilionidae. The record is from RefSeq and is a predicted model, not a curated record. Gene Ontology annotation, molecular function: microtubule motor activity; ATP binding; microtubule binding. Gene Ontology annotation, biological process: microtubule-based movement. The transcript has 19 exons.
GGGCGAGCCCGGGGUGCGCCUGCGCACAGCGCACUCUCGCCCGGAGCCGCAGUCUCGGGAGCGCCAAGGCGGUUUUUCAGUCAUCUUCGGCCAGCCGGUCCCGGGAACCCCGCGUCGUUGGACUGCACCCUGGGCCGGACGUCCACGGGCAGGGGAGAGAGCCACAAUGCCGAUCAAUAAGUCAGAGAAGCCAGAAAGCUGUGAUAAUGUGAAGGUGGUUGUGAGGUGCCGACCCCUCAAUGAGAGAGAGAAGUCCAUGUGCUACAGACAGGCUGUCAGUGUGGAUGAAAUGAGGGGAACUAUCACUGUACAUAAGACCGAUUCUUCCAAUGAACCUCCAAAGACAUUUACUUUUGAUACAGUUUUUGGACCAGAGAGUAAACAACUUGAUGUUUAUAACUUAACUGCAAGGCCUAUUAUUGAUUCUGUUCUUGAAGGCUACAAUGGGACUAUUUUUGCAUAUGGACAAACUGGAACAGGCAAAACUUUUACUAUGGAAGGUGUUCGAGCUGUUCCUGAACUGAGAGGAAUCAUUCCAAAUUCAUUUGCUCAUAUAUUUGGUCAUAUUGCAAAAGCAGAGGGUGAUACAAGGUUUUUGGUCCGAGUGUCUUACUUGGAAAUAUAUAAUGAAGAGGUUCGUGACCUCUUGGGCAAGGAUCAAACACAGAGGCUAGAGGUUAAAGAAAGACCUGAUGUGGGAGUUUAUAUCAAAGAUUUAUCAGCUUAUGUGGUAAAUAAUGCUGAUGAUAUGGAUAGAAUUAUGACACUGGGCCACAAAAAUCGUUCUGUUGGUGCCACUAAUAUGAAUGAGCAUAGUUCCCGUUCCCAUGCCAUCUUUACAAUUACCAUAGAAUGCAGUGAAAAAGGCGUUGAUGGUAACAUGCACGUCAGGAUGGGGAAGCUCCAUCUUGUAGAUCUUGCUGGUUCAGAAAGACAGGCAAAAACUGGAGCUACUGGACAGCGCCUCAAGGAAGCUACAAAAAUCAAUCUUUCGCUUUCCACCCUUGGUAAUGUAAUUUCUGCCUUGGUUGAUGGAAAAAGCACUCAUGUGCCUUAUCGUAAUUCUAAAUUGACUCGUCUUCUUCAGGAUUCCUUAGGAGGAAAUUCAAAGACCAUGAUGUGUGCAAAUAUUGGGCCAGCAGAUUACAAUUAUGAUGAAACUAUUAGUACAUUACGGUACGCUAACCGUGCUAAGAAUAUUAAAAAUAAAGCUAGAAUUAAUGAAGAUCCAAAGGAUGCUUUACUUCGUCAGUUUCAGAAAGAAAUAGAAGAACUGAAAAAAAAGCUUGAGGAAGGGGAAGAAAUAUCAGGCUCUGAUAUCAGUGGGUCAGAAGAGGAUGAUGAUGAAGAGGGUGAGGUUGGAGAAGAUGGAGAGAAAAGGAAAAAAAGAAGGGGCAGUAGCAGCAGCAGUAGUUCAGACUCCACAUGUUCUGUCAUAGAGAAACCUCUGGAUAAGUUCUUGCCUAAUCAAGCAGGUAAAAAGAAAGUUUCCCCUGAUAAGAUGGUUGAAAUGCAAGCAAAAAUUGAUGAAGAGAGAAAAGCACUUGAAACAAAGCUUGACAUGGAAGAAGAAGAAAGAAACAAGGCUAGGGCUGAAUUAGAGAAACGGGAAAAGGAUCUUCUUAAGGCCCAACAAGAGCAUCAGUCUUUGCUAGAGAAAUUAUCCGCACUGGAGAAGAAGGUAAUUGUUGGUGGUGUUGAUUUAUUGGCGAAAGCUGAGGAACAAGAGAAACUUCUUGAAGAAUCUAAUAUGGAACUGGAAGAAAGGAGGAAAAGAGCAGAGCAACUUCGAAGAGAAUUGGAGGAAAAAGAGCAAGAACGCUUGGAUAUUGAAGAAAAAUAUACCAGUUUGCAAGAGGAAGCACAGGGAAAGACCAAAAAAUUAAAGAAAGUUUGGACUAUGCUGAUGGCUGCAAAGUCAGAGAUGGCUGAUCUCCAACAAGAACAUCAGAGGGAAAUUGAAGGUCUAUUGGAGAACAUUCGACAACUUAGCCGGGAGCUUCGGCUUCAGAUGCUUGUUAUUGAUAACUUUAUACCUCAGGAUUACCAGGAAAUGAUUGAAAACUAUGUCCAUUGGAAUGAAGACAUAGGAGAAUGGCAGCUAAAAUGUGUUGCCUACACAGGAAAUAACAUGAGGAAGCAAACUCCAAUUCCUGAUAAAAAAGAGAAAGAUCCCUUUGAAGUGGACCUUUCCCACGUGUAUCUUGCCUACACCGAGGAGAGCCUGCGACAGUCCCUGAUGAAAUUGGAGAGGCCAAGGACUUCAAAGGGGAAAGCAAGGCCAAAGACAGGGAGAAGAAAGCGUUCUGCAAAGCCUGAAACUGUAAUUGACUCUUUACUUCAGUAAAUGUUACAGACUUAAAGUCUCAAUAAAAAUAUCACUAUCCUCAUGCCUGGACAAAAUAUUUAAUUAAAACACUGAAGACUUUUGUGUAAUUUCAAGUAAUGAAAGCUGUAAGUCAUGGAGUGAGACUGGAAGUAGUAAUUUCUCUAAUAAUUUUUAGUCUAUAUAUGCCAAUAUAACAUUGAAAUUGCACAACUGGUAAUUGUUCAAAUAGUCAUAUUACUCUUCAUUUUAUACUAUGCAGGGAAGUUGGGGGAGCAGCUCCUACUAUAGAGAGUUGCUGUCGAAAUGUAUUCAUAAAUCUGCUAGUAAUUUGCUCAACUUCUGUGUAUUUACAUAACUGGAUGUUCAAAAUAGAAUAAAAUGUAGGUCCUGUCUUGCACAUAGACAGCGGUUCUAAUUGUCCUAUGUUUUGCUGUUAUAUAUGAAUGUUUGAGCUGCGUAUCUAAGAAAUGAUUCAAUCCUAACGCCCGCCCUGCCUGUUUAAAUAUGUUCUCAUUUUUGUGUUAUCUUUAUUGCAUUUUAAGUAUUAGAUGACCUGUAGAAAAUUUAUAAUUUACAGUCAAUCUUUACAAGAACACGUAGAAAAUAUGUUUGAACUGUACCUCUCUUGACCUUUUUUGCCAUUUAGAGUUUAAAUCAAAUAUACUUUUGUUCUGGUUUCAUGUUCUCUUAAAACAUUGAGUAUGUACCUAAUUAUAAAGGAGUCACAGUUGCAGGAAAUUAAGCUAAAUACUGGUCACUAGUCUUUGCUGUAUGUGUAUAUUUUUUAAAAUUUAUUUUGAAGUGUGAUUAAUGGAUGCUUCCUUUUAAGUUGUAAAUUGUGAUGAAAAUUGAGUCUCCAUUUCCCAGAAAGUACAACUAAAGCAAGAAAAAUAGCUUUUAAUCCUCUACCUUUAAAAUACUUUAUUUUGUUUUUUCUUUAUAGUUUAUUAAAUGAAAUAUUCUUCCCUAAAUUUCUUCCAUUGACAAAUCCAGUCAGACCAUCUUCCUCUAAAAAUAAAAAUAAUAUUUAUUUUAUAGUAAAAUAACUUGUAACAUAUAGAAUUGUGUUUUCCUUUUUGGCUGCUUACAAAAUUUUUGUUUUUAUUUUUUAAUGUUAUGUUACACCACUUAAUAUAUCUUUUGUGAAUUUUAAAAUAAAUUAGUAUUAAGUUAACGUUAGUUUAAGAAGCUUGGUUAAAUGGUUUAUAAUUACAAAGCCAUGUAUAGAGUGGGGUGAGUAAAGGUGGUGUACUUGUGAGGUGGUAGUAAAACUGUGUCCAUAAAUUUAAAGUACGUGACAAAGGUGUGUACUGAAUGCCCUGGGUAUGGUGCAUAUUUUCUAGGUAAUAAGAAUUGCAUUUAACUGGUAGCGUUUUCUUUGUAGUAUGUAAGAUAGACGUUUAUAACUUUACUCUGUGAGGCAACUGUUUACGUACUGUGAAGACUUGAGGUAGAUCCGUGUCUUGUAAGAGCUUUGUGUGAGCAGAAUAUUUUGGCAAUUGUAGAUGCACAUUUAACUGUUAGUAAUUACUCUAUGGAAAUCUUAAUUUUACCAAUAGAAAGAAAAGAUGAAUACUUCUUCUUUUUAGAAGUUCAUGUUUAUCUCCUUUAACUAUCUAGUUAAUAAGAAAGGAAUAGCUUUUACAUUAAGCUCUAAAACAGCACAGAAAACUUAAGCCAGUAUGUUAGAUUGUUUUCUAUUCCACUCCACUAUAAUAACAAAAAGAAACCUAUAAAAAGUCAAAGCAUUAAAAAUUUUUUAAAAAAUAGGCUACCUUAGCAGUUUUUUAAAAGUAUUUACAUUAGAACUUAUUAUACCAGAUGGACAAUAGUUGUUCAUCUUAUGAAAUACCAAAAUUAUAUAUUUAGGCAGGCCUGACUCAUCCGUAUGAAAACAUGGGACACUGACUUGACAGCGAUUCUCUUAGCUCCAAUCAUAGCAGCAGUUCUGUGGUUUCUUCACACUUACUGUGUCUUUGUGCACAAAUAAAAUAUUUUGUAACUUCAAUGUUAAUUUCAUAUAAGGAUAUAGAUAAGCAAACUUGCUCAUUAUAUGAAAUAGACGGACUUAAAAUGAGUGGCACAUAUAAAUAGGUUUUUGAAUGGGUAUUUUCUUUUCUCUUUAGUUUUAAAAAGCAUUAUUUAUUUAUUAAAAGGAGCCUUGGUAGAAUGUUAUUGGUUGUGGUAUAUUCUUUAAUAAGCCCUGUAAUUAUAUAUACUGAUAGUUAGGAUAUUAAAAUAUCAUCGUAGUCCUCAUUUUUGUUUAGGUGCUUGUAUUAAAGUAUAAGAUUACUCAAGGAGGGAGGUCUGAAUCCAUGUGUUUACCCCACAAAUAGAAUCCAUUUGAUCUACUUUCUAGGAAAAGGGGACCUUUCUUUUUGCAGCAAGAGAUUUAAGGUCACUUGGGAUUGGGGGGGGGUGCCACUUCAUCUGUAAGAUUUUUAGAAAAAUUAUGAUUUUGGGGUUUUGUUUCUUCAUAGUCUUUUUAAAAUGUCUUUCCCCUUGACUCUUAAGGAAUGUCCCUCUCUUUCCUACAGGGCUGUGAAUUAAGGAACUGGUAGGGUGUACAUUUAAGCACUCCAGUGUCUGCCCAAUUUCUUAAUAUAUGCAUUUGUUUUCCUUUUUAGCUAUUUUUAAUUUAAAAUACUAGAACAAAACAUAGAUCUUCCUAGUGCCUUUGAACUUACACUGUAGUCUGACUAGUUUAAAUCAUUAAUAACUUCAGUAGCAUUGCUAUAAUACUGUAUACUGGUCUAAAUUACAAAUUGUACAAUAAAUUUGUUGCAUUAAUUUCAAAAGCCCCACUUCCAUUGUAUUUUAUGUAUAAAUUGUAUUUGUUCAAGUUGUACAUAUUGAUAUUGUAUAUACAUGUGCAGCAUGGUUAAAUAAGAAAUAAAAGUGUUUACAUAAUGCCUGUA